Lactuca saligna is the source of this 1655-nucleotide messenger RNA. NCBI's taxonomy places the organism in Eukaryota, Viridiplantae, Streptophyta, Magnoliopsida, Asterales, Asteraceae. The record is from the annotation of a GenBank genome assembly.
AUGAUUGUGCCAAAAGUAUCACCGAUCUGUGUUCAAGCCCCAGCUGAGAAAGGUCUUCAAGGAUUUGCUAUUGAUUUUCUCAUGGGUGGUGUCUCUGCCGCUGUGUCAAAAACAGCUGCUGCACCCAUUGAACGUGUGAAGCUUUUGAUCCAGAAUCAAGAUGAGAUGCUUAAGUCUGGUAGGUUGGAGAAACCAUACAAAGGUAUCGGUGAAUGCUUUAGCAGAACCAUUAAGGAAGAAGGUUUCGGAUCUUUGUGGAGAGGAAACACUGCUAAUGUCAUUCGUUAUUUCCCAACCCAGGCUUUGAACUUUGCUUUUAAGGAUUACUUCAAGAGGUUGUUCAACUUCAAGAAGGACCGUGAUGGCUACUGGAAAUGGUUCGCCGGAAACUUGGGAUCUGGUGGUGCUGCUGGUGCCUCCUCCCUACUUUUUGUCUACUCUCUUGAUUAUGCUCGAACCCGUUUGGCUAAUGACGCCAAGGCUGCAAAGAAGGGAGGUGAAAGGCAAUUCAAUGGUCUUGUCGAUGUGUACAAGAAGACUCUUGCUUCUGAUGGUGUUGCUGGACUUUACCGUGGAUUCAACAUUUCAUGUGUUGGAAUCAUUGUUUACCGUGGUCUUUACUUCGGAUUGUACGAUUCCUUGAAGCCUGUUGUCCUCACUGGCAAGAUGCAGGAUAGUUUCUUUGCAAGUUUUGCACUUGGUUGGGUGAUCACAAAUGGUGCUGGUCUUGCAUCUUACCCAAUCGACACAGUGAGAAGACGUAUGAUGAUGACAUCUGGUGAAGCCGUCAAGUACAAGAGCUCAUACGACGCCUUCUCCCAGAUCUUGAAAAACGAAGGUGCCAAGUCACUGUUCAAGGGAGCUGGAGCCAACAUUCUUCGUGCUAUUGCUGGUGCUGGUGUCCUUUCCGGAUACGACAAAUUGCAGCUUAUCGUUUUCGGCAAGAAGUACGGAUCAGGCGGCGGCUAAUACGUUUCUUUUCGUAAUUAUCUGCAGAUGGUGACGACCAACAAACCAAAACAAAGCUUUUGAAUUUUUAUUUUGAGGGUUUUUCUUCGUUCGCUCGGUUUGAAUAAUAAGGAUUCAGUUUUGGGAGUGUUCCCUUUUGAAAUAUGGAUUUUCCUUCAUCUUUUUUUGUUAAGUAUUAUUGUGAACCUCUAUCAUUAGAGAGCAGUACUGAUUUUUAAUAGGUAAAACGAUAUUAAUUUGGAUGAUUUCCUUUUGUUUUUCACUCUUUGCCUCUUGCUUUUGGUUAUUAUUUGAUUAUGAUCGAAUUUGUUUGUUUUUGGACGUGACUGGUGAGCGUUUAAGUUUCAACUCAAAACGAAAAUCAACUUCAUUUUAUUGUAUUUUCGCUUCAGUGUUGUUUUUAACCUUUUGCGGAUUAUUAAAAUUUUUGGCAAAGAUUUUUUACAAUGAAGUUUGGUUUAAAAAUUAACCCAAAGUUUUUAUUUUUCUUGAUUAAAACCUAAACUUGUUUUUCGUUUUGUUUUUGCUUUGUUGGUAAUUUUGUAGGUUACUUUAAAAUUUUCUUUCCAAGUUAACCCUCAUCUUUGUAUAUUUUUCUUAUAUUUUUUCUCGUAUUGUUGUGAACUUUAUGUGGACCUUUCAGUAGAAAGUACUUCCACGAACACAAGCUUUUCAUGCCAUUCUUG